This is a messenger RNA of Eremothecium cymbalariae DBVPG#7215, 2466 nucleotides long. RefSeq names its product Nud1p (gene NUD1). The record is from RefSeq and is a predicted model, not a curated record. Bases 1 to 2466 code for a protein of 821 amino acids. The transcript has a single exon. NCBI's taxonomy places the organism in Eukaryota, Fungi, Ascomycota, Saccharomycetes, Saccharomycetales, Saccharomycetaceae. Gene Ontology annotation, molecular function: protein binding.
AUGGAAGUAGCAGGGGAAUCUCCGUCGAAGCAUUUCAGCGAGCCUUUAGAGCCUUUUCAGAUAGCUAGUGCUGUACGGCAGCGGCAUCAGCAGGAGGAAGCGCGGCAGCAGGAGGUGCAGCAGCAGGAGGUGCGGGAGGAAGAGCAGGAGCAGGGCCAGGGUCGCGGCGGAGAGAACGGUUAUAAGGGAUACGAGGCGAAUGAGUCGUUUCCAGAGUCUCAAUUUGGAGAGAGUGAGGUAGGCGGAGUCGACGACGAGAUGAGUUACGUGCGGCGGUUAAGCAAUUGGUCGAUGAGUUAUGGGACGGUGCAGGUUGGUGAUUUGAAACACAAGGAGAACGCUGUGCAGAAAGGUGGUGAGACUGCUUUAGAUGAGGCUCAAUGGAGACAGUAUAUGAGGCCGAAGUAUUUAUGGGGGGGGUCUGCAGAGGUGCAGAAUUCAGUGCCAAGUGAUCGGAAGAUGAAUCGGCAGGAGCCUGAGUUGUUGGUGACGACUUCGCUGUCUGAUCUAUCCGGGAUGCCUAUGAACACUUUUAAACGUAAAUAUGUUGGUUCUGGGGAUGCGCAGCAACUGUUGCAGCAGGAGUCGAAGAUACACGGUGGUUCCGUUGCUCGCAGUGGAGAUGAAGGCGAUGCUGACAGUAGUGAUAGUGAUGAUGAUGAAGCUGGCUACAGCAACAGUAACAGCAACAACAAUUUAGAUCAGGAUACGGACGGCGAUCCCGCCCAAGCAGCCAAAAAUGUGUUUGAAAAUGUGCUCCGGAACCAAAAAUCAAACUUCUUUAAUGGUACUAGUGAUACUGCUACUCAGCUAAGGGUAGGUUCUGACGAGGACAUCGGCAGUGUAGACAAUUUCAACGGUAACUAUGAUGAGAUUCACUGGCAAACUUCAAGUUCAUCGUUUAGAUCGCAGCCUGUCUCACCGUCCCCCAUAGGCUCUCGUGAGUCCCACGGCUCGCAUGUUAAGGAAACAGAUGGGAAUCUAGCCAAACUCAAGCUUAUAACUCCUGAGGACGCAGGCAUGGUGUUUGACCACGAGCGCGGCGUCUGGGAGCCGCUAGGGGAGCUACAGAUGCGGAAAAGCUCGUCAGCGAACAUCGGGGCCUCCCAAACCGUCGAUACCACUUUGUCAUAUGAAGAGAUAGGGGAAUCGGUAACUCCCGGAGACGAACACACGUCCCACACUUACCCUUACCAGGAUGAUACCCCGUUAGCACCUCCGAGACUUGCUGAAAAGUUUAAACUACCCUCAAAGACCCCUAUGAAUAAUCAAAACAACUACGAUGACAGUCUCACAGGAUCUGAUACUGUUCCAGCAUUGGUAAACAAUAAGCGCAAGCCGUAUCUUGAUGAAAGUCCGGGAAAUGUCACUGAUGUACUCAACUUGGAGAGUUCGUUUAGUCUGAGCCAAAGCGUGGUUGUGCGCUGCCUCUUGGAUGUUAUUCCAAACAAACAGGACUGGGGAAAGGUGGAAGUUGUAAACCUUUCUAAUAAAAAUCUAGCAAGUUUGAUUGGCCUCGACCAGGUUGUGCCCAACUGCUCGACACUAGACGUCUCCAAAAAUGAGAUUAAUUCUUUGCAAGGUGUCCCGCCAGGCUGCAUCCAUUUGAACUGCAGCAGUAACAAUAUUGGCAGUUAUGCAUCCUUGAACGCACUAUUACAUUUAGAGACUCUUGAUCUCUCCAAAAACAGGUUGAACCACCAGAAUCUUUCUUUACUAGAGCCUUGUCGCCACUUGAAAAAGGCUAAUUUGUCUCACAAUAAUAUUACCGGCCUACAUUACCUCCCAACUAAGGCCCACAUACAGAAGAUCUCACUAUCGCAUAACAAACUUACAGGCACGAUUGAUUUCCUCGCGCUGUGUCAGGAAUCCAUCUCCUGGCGAUACGUCGAAGAACUAGACCUAUCCGGAAACAAGAUUACGUCCAUCAACAACCUUUCAUUCCUCACACGCCUUCGUAUCUUGCGUUUAGACGGAAACCCGAUAGAAACUAUUGAUGGAGGAGGGAAUAGCCAUAUUCGCACCCUAACUAUGAUAAACAAUCCAGCCUUACAAACUAUCCAGGACUUCCCCGCCUUGCGUAUAUUAAAAUGUCGUGGCGAAUCCCUACAGUUAAUACAUGGCUCGUUGCCUGAAACUUUAGAAACCUUGGAAAUAGUCGGCGGUUAUAAAAACUCCCUUGAACGUUGGAAUUGGAACGAAGUCCUACCGAAAUACUUGCGCUCUCUAAAACUACGCAAAAUGCAAUUGUCUAGCGUGCCCACCGUCAUUAGCCGCCUCCCGUUGCGUUCGUUGGACCUUGCGUUCAAUUGUAUUAUCAAUUCAACACAACUUCUCCGUGCCUUGCCGUCUACGUUACAAGAACUAAACCUUCUCGGAAACCCCCUUUGGGCUGUGAACGACGCUGACCGACUCAUGCUCAUCAAAGCAGUUAAGUUGUAUCUUUUUUCACUACGCGGAAUGUGA